Molecule: messenger RNA, 2301 nt
Organism: Sinocyclocheilus rhinocerous
Lineage: Eukaryota; Metazoa; Chordata; Actinopteri; Cypriniformes; Cyprinidae
Product: ribosomal protein S6 kinase alpha-6-like
Exons: 21
Coding region: 181-2301 (706 amino acids)
Biological process (GO): protein phosphorylation; intracellular signal transduction
Molecular function (GO): magnesium ion binding; protein serine/threonine kinase activity; ATP binding
Source: RefSeq, a predicted model, not a curated record
CAGUGACGUCAGCGCUGGCGUCUUCAGCCGGCGCGCGCAGAGACGGCCAUAUUUGAGCGGAUCGGGAGCGCAGCGCAGCGGCCCGCGCGUUCUAUCGCUCGCGUCAGCUGAUCACACGCGCGUUUAACGGACACACACGACGCGGAGAUGCCUCGCGGAGCACGCGUCUAGUUCGACCGCAUGACGUCCUUCGGCCCCGCGCUGGAGUCCUCGCGCGAAAUGGAGGUGCAGAGCGUCAGCAGCGAGGUGAAUGGACAUCAGAUGAUGGAUGAGCCGAUGGAGGAGGAGUCCUACACACACUGUGACGAGGGCGCUUAUAAAGAGAUUCCCAUCACUCAUCAUGUGAAGGAGGGCUGUGAGAAGGCCGAGCCCAGCCAGUUUGAGCUGCUCAAGGUUUUGGGACAAGGCUCCUUUGGGAAGGUGUUUUUGGUGCGGAAGUUGAUGGGUCCGGAUGCCGGUCAGCUUUAUGCAAUGAAGGUGCUCAAAAAGGCAUCUUUAAAAGUGAGGGACAGAGUUCGCACUAAGAUGGAGAGAGAUAUUCUGGUGGAGGUCAAUCAUCCUUUCAUUGUGAAGUUGCACUAUGCCUUUCAGACAGAAGGGAAACUCUAUUUAAUUUUGGAUUUUCUCAGGGGUGGGGAUGUAUUUACUCGUUUAUCCAAAGAGGUUAUGUUUACAGAGGAGGAUGUGAAAUUCUACCUUGCAGAGCUGGCCCUUGCAUUGGAUCAUCUACACAACCUAGGCAUUGUUUACAGAGACCUGAAGCCUGAAAACAUUUUGCUUGAUGAAGCUGGACAUAUCAAGUUAACAGACUUUGGGCUCAGUAAAGAAUCGGUAGAUCAGGACAAAAAAGCGUACUCGUUCUGUGGCACUGUGGAGUAUAUGUCCCCUGAGGUGGUCAACCGGAGAGGUCACACGCAGAGCGCUGACUGGUGGUCUCUCGGCGUCUUAAUGUUUGAAAUGCUGACCGGCACGUUACCGUUCCAAGGAAAAGAUAGGAACGAGACUAUGAACAUGAUUCUUAAAGCAAAGCUGGGAAUGCCACAGUUUCUAAGUCUGGAAGCACAAAGUCUUUUACGAAUGCUCUUCAAAAGAAAUCCAACGAACCGUUUAGGAGCGGGUCCUGACGGAGUGGAGGAGAUCAAACGACACGCGUUCUUCUCCACCAUCGACUGGAAUAAACUGUACCGAAGAGAACUUCAGCCUCCAUUCAAACCUGCUACAGGGAGACCAGACGACACCUUCUGCUUCGACCCAGAAUUCACAGCCAAAACUCCCAAAGAUUCUCCAGGCAUUCCCCCCAGUGCAAACGCUCACCAGCUCUUCAAAGGCUUCAGUUUUGUAGCUCCAGUCUCUCUGGAGGACAGCAAAAGUGCCCCGCUAGUCAACAUUCUCCCCAUAGUGCAGAUGCACGGAGGCUCGGCUCAGUUUGUAGACGUGUACGAGCUGAAGGAGGACAUCGGCGUGGGUUCCUACUCCAUAUGCAAGCGCUGCAUACACAGGGUCACCGCCAUGGAGUUUGCUGUGAAGAUCAUUGACAAGAGCAAGCGCGACCCGUCGGAGGAGAUCGAGAUCCUGAUGCGGUACGGCCAGCAUCCCAACAUCAUCACGCUGAAGGACGUGUACGACGAGGGCCGCUUCGUGUAUCUGGUGACGGAGCUGAUGAAGGGCGGCGAGCUGCUGGAUAAGAUCCUCAGGCAGAAGUUCUUCUCGGAGCGAGAGGCCAGCGCUGUGCUCUACACCAUCACCAAAACUGUGGACUACCUGCACUGCCAGGGGGUGGUGCACAGGGACCUGAAGCCCAGCAACAUCCUCUACAUGGACGAUUCAGGGAACCCCGACUCCAUUCGCAUCUGUGACUUCGGCUUCGCCAAGCAGCUGCGAGGAGACAACGGGCUGCUGCUCACUCCCUGCUACACGGCUAACUUCGUGGCUCCUGAGGUGCUGAUGCGGCAGGGCUACGACGCCGCCUGCGACAUCUGGAGUCUGGGAGUCCUGCUCUACACCAUGCUGGCGGGGUACACACCGUUCGCCAACGGCCCCAACGACACGCCGGAGGAGAUCCUGCUGCGCAUCGGCAGCGGGAAGUUCUCCCUGAGCGGAGGAAACUGGGACUCGGUGUCCGACUCCUCGAAGGUAGCAGACGAGUUAUCAUGCGUUCAUGACGAGUCACAGUUCAACAACAUUCCUGGCUUAAAAUAUAUAUCUGGUGCAGGCGACCAGUCAGUGGCUGGCUUGGCCUUUAUGGUACAUAUGAAGAGUUCAUUUACAAAAACCGAUAAACGCCACUUUAAAAAAAAAUGA